Messenger RNA from Rhineura floridana, 5551 nucleotides. RefSeq names its product ankyrin repeat and sterile alpha motif domain containing 6 (gene ANKS6). Gene Ontology annotation, biological process: innate immune response. Gene Ontology annotation, cellular component: cytoplasm. The coding region runs from base 231 to 2861 and encodes 876 amino acids. The record is from RefSeq and is a predicted model, not a curated record. Lineage: Eukaryota; Metazoa; Chordata; Lepidosauria; Squamata; Rhineuridae. The transcript is spliced from 16 exons. Gene Ontology annotation, molecular function: protein binding.
AAGGAGCCUCCGAAGCAGAUCGUUCCUUUUUCCUCAUUAAUUGAAGCCACUCGUCUGUUCUCUCCCUCGCUCCCUGUCUCGCUGGAAGGCCUCAACAGUGCAGCCUUUCCUCCCCUCCCCAGCCAGCGCGCCAGUUUCUGCACAUUCUGGCAGAGUCCCUCCCUCCUCCUUUCUAACGGGCGGAGCGGAGGACGACAACAGAGGCAGCCGGCGGAGCGUCAGGACCGCAGAUGGGGGAGUGUGGGGUGCCGGCUGGAGUUCAGCUGCUGCUCCGCGCUUGUGACCAGGGUGACUGCGAGAGCGCCCGGCUACUCCUGUUGGGACCCCCGCCGGCCGCCGGGACAAGCGAAGAGGCGGCGACAGCAGCGGAGCCCGGCAACUGCGCGUCUGGCGGGGCCGGAGCUGCAGCAGACCUCCCUCCCAGCUCGGUGCCCGUGGACGGCACAGACGAGGCCGGCAACACGGGGCUGCAGUUCGCGGCGGCCGGGGGCCAUGAGGAGCUGGUGGGCUUCCUGCUGCGUAGGGGAGCCUCGGUGCAGAGCCGGAACCACUGCGGCUGGAGCCCGCUCAUGCAAGCGGCCAGGUUUGGACAUCUAUCCGUGUCUCGCAUCUUGUUAGAAAAUGGUGCUGACCUUAAUGCACAGAAUAAAUUGGGAGCCAGUGUACUUACCAUGGCUUCUAGGGGUGGACAUAUCAGUGUGGUAAAGUUGUUGCUGGAAUCUGGAGCUUAUGUUGAUAAUUAUGACCAUUUGAGUACUAGCUUGGAUAACAAUAAAGAGGAAUUGCCAGCUAUCACCCCUCUUAUGGCAGCUGUCCAGCAUGGGCAUGAAGCAGUGGUCCAUCUUCUGUUAGACUGGGGAGCUGACUGUAAUUACACCGUGAAGACUAUGGGCUGGACUCCCCUAAUGUUGGCGGCUGUUAGUGGAAGAGUGAGCUUGGCCCAACACCUUAUGAACAAAGGAGCCAAUCCUGACCAUCUGAAUAUGCUGCAUAAAACACCAUAUGAAAUAUCUGUUGACUUCCAACAUGAAGAUAUGAAGGACUAUUUGGCACCUUUAACAACAGUUAGACCCCAAACAGAUAAACAGAAGAGACAACCAGAUAUCUUCCAUGCUUUGAAAAUGGGGAAUUUUCAGCUGGUUAAAGAGAUUACUGAUGAAGACCCCACACAAGCCAAUGUCAUUAAUGAUGAUGGUGCUUCCCCACUGAUGAUUGCAGCUGUAACUGGACAGUUAUCACUUGUGCAGUUACUUCUUUCAAGAAAUGUGGAUAUUGACAAACAAGAUAACAUACAUGGAUGGACAGCACUAAUGCAGGCCACGUAUCACGGAAAUAAAGAAGUUGUCAAGUAUUUAUUAAAUCAAGGAGCCGAUGUCAACCUGCGUGCUAAAAAUGGAUAUACAGCCUUUGACCUGAUAAUGCUGCUGAACGAUCCAGAUGCAGAACUUGUACGGUUGCUAGCCUCAGCAUGCAUGCAAGUAGACAAAGAAAAGGGUAAGCAGAACAACAAAGCAACUGCGCCCUCUUCAAGAAAUAAGCAAUCUCUAGAUAUUCCAAUAUUGCCUGAUGACAAGGGAGGACUGAAGUCAUGGUGGAACAGGAUGUCCAAUAGAUUUCGCAAGCUGAAGUUGACUCAAACUUUAAAUCAUGGAUUUUCUAUAAAUCCAUCAGUGCCUUUUUCAGAAGAGUUAAAAUCACCAUUUGACUGUACAAUGAAGGCCACAUUACAGAUUGAUAACUCUGUAAAUCGUGAUGCCACUGCAGCCUGGGCAACAAAGAGCAAGACUAAUGGUAUAGGAAGCACAAAGGCAGGAAAGGAUGAUGAAUUGUUGACAACUGUGUUGAGAAGUGGGGCUCCAUUUACAAGACUGCCUAGUGACAAAUUGAAAGCUGUUAUUCCACCUUUCUUGCCUCCAUCAAGUUUUGAGCUGUGGAAUUCUGACAGGACACAAACAAACAAGGAUGGCAGCAGAGAGCAAACUAGACUCAGCCUUCCACACAGAGCUACUAGUCCUGAUAAUAAUGGCAAUGGAAGAUCCGACAAAGGAAGAGACAGAGAAGCAUCCUUAACUAGAGGUACUAGAUCUAUUAAACUGUCGGCCUUUGCGAGAAGACCUCCUACUCCCUCCAAUUCAAGCAACUUCAAUCAUUCCCCCCACUCUUCUGGCGGAUCUAACAGCAUAGCUGGAGUUAAUAGGCAUGGUGGAGAAAUGCACAAUAAAUCGGGUGGCAGUGCUGAUAGUGUUUUGUCUCAAAUUGCUGCUCAAAGGAAAAAAGCUGCUGGUAUACCUGAACAGAAACCAAGCCAACAGCAAGUGUGUCCAGCUUCUUCCUCCUGUCCUCCUGAUGUGGACAGUGCACACGCCAUUGGCAAUGAACACAUUCUAAAGAAAUUGGAUGUGAACAAAAAGCCUCCAUCUGAGAAUUCUUCUACUUCCAAAAGCACAUCCCCAACUCUCACACCAUCGCCGUCACCAUCUCCAUCCCCCAAAGUUCAAAGUGCUGAGUCCUCUCUCUCCUCCUCUCACAGACAAGGAAAAAGCAGUGGUGGCUCCAGUAGUGGAACUCUGACUGAUGAAGAUGAACUCACAGGCAUCCUUAAAAAACUCUCACUGGAGAAGUAUCAGCCUAUUUUCGAAGAGCAGGAGGUGGAUAUGGAAGCUUUUCUCACCCUUACGGAUGGAGAUUUGAAGGAACUGGGAAUUAAAACUGAUGGUUCUAGACAACAAAUUCUGGCAGCUAUUUCUGAGCUGAAUGCAGGAAAGGGCCGAGAGAGAAAGAUUUUACAGGAGACCAUACACAACUUCCACUCUUCCUUUGAAAGCAGUGUUAGCAACACCAGCCCUGGAAAACCUCAGUAAUUCCUAUGCAACUCGGUAUGAGUCUGGUGGUAACUAAUGAGAGACCUCACUCUUCCCUGGCCGUUGAAACUGGGACUAGAGCUGGAGCUGUGUUUAAAUAUGAAAUAUAUAACUGUAUCCAGAAUGUGAAGACCAAAUUUCAUCCCAAUAUCCCAUCUUCAAAGGAGAUUGUGCAUUGAGUUGGGUUCUACAUAUUUGUAGAAUACAGUUGAAAACAGUUCUGGUGAUCAGGUUGGGGGGCUGUCUUUGAAAUGAUGUGAAUGUGCAGACCAUAUUUCACUCUGAUAAUUCAGUCUUCAAAGGUGGUAUUAAUUGCAUUAUGUUUUAUUUAUUUCCUGGCUCCCUUGAAAAUGGGUGUGUGUGUGUCAAGAUGGUAUUCUAAAUUGAAUGGAAGAAUUGUGGCCUGAACAUGUGUAUCAAAUGUCAUUAAAGUUUAUCAGGGUAUAACACAGUUGUCUCAUUCCAAAUAAUUUGGCAAAUGGAAUGCUAAGUGGGCCACUAUUUAAGCCAAAGACUUCAUUUUUCUUGGGCAGUCAUUACCACUCAUGUAUCUAGGAUGUUUCUUCAUGUAAAAAGUUCUUUGUAUGAACAAAGCAUUUUUUGUACUGGAAAAAAUUACCAUAAACCACACGGUAGCCACUUAAACACUUUAUUUUGAGAUAGCUUUCAUGUGGAAGGGCAGUAAUCUGUAACGUGGAGGGCAGUAAUCUGUAGUCUCUAGCCACACAGUAAACCCAGGAUUAUGGAUACACACUCUUGCAGCCAGUCAGAAAUAUAAAGGAGCAGCAGCUGUGGUAAAAUUGUGCUUACAUGCACAAUAGCUGCAGACAACACUCCUAAUACAGUUACAGCUGUUGUCUUCCACUCAUCGUAACAUGCAAAAGACUCCUUAAUGUGCUUGAGGACUCAGUAAGGGUUUGAACUUGGACCUCCCAUGUCCAUUGCUGAUCAUCCUGUCCACUGGACCAAACAGGAAUGUGUUCUAAACUGCUUAGAUAAGGUUUUUAAAAAUCAGAACAAAGUACAAUGCAGGUAAGUAACUCUAAGUUAAAGGAAUCUCAAUUUAAAAAUGAAAUGGCCUGCCUUCAAGUCGAUCCCAACUUAUGGCGACCCUAUGAACAGGGUUUUCAUGGUAAGCGGUAUUCAGAGGGGGUUUACCAUUGCCUUCCUCUGAGGCUGAGAGGCUUUUGAAAUAAAAAGGGCAGUUUGCUCAUUCAAAUUUGAGACAGAAAUGAAUUGUAAAUCAUGCACCUCCAUCUGAUCCAUGUUUAUUCAAAUGCAAAUCCCAAUGAUUUCAAGAGAACUUACCCAAGUAAAUGUGCAUAAAAUUGCAGCUUGAAUGUUACAAGACAUUCUGGCAAUGUUGUUCAUAGCCUUUUAUAGCACCCAUUAUGUGUUUAUACUGGUUCUAAAAAUAGGAAAAGACUCUUCCCUGGGUCCAGGUGCCUCCUGUCUUUCCAGAGAAGUAAAUAUUUCAAGUACAAAUUCUUGAUACAUUUUCUUUCCUAGGCUUAAUGUUAGCAACCAUGUGAGGGGAUUUAAAACAUUUACUACUAGGUGCCAUGGCUGCUCUGUCUCCUGAUUCAGCAGCAAAAUUAAAGAAACAGGGAAUCUCUGCCAUUCCUGCUUACAGCACCUCAGGAAAGUGAGGAGGAUAAUGAACCCUGAUUCCAUCUUCUCCCUUUUUAUUAGACAGGUUUCUUAUUGUCAAUGCUUAUGAGCAAAGUAAAGACAUGCUUUAAAUUGCCCUAUCACUUUAUGUGUUUGUUGUUAUGUGCCUUCAAGUCGAUUACGACUUACGGAAACCCUAUGAAUCAGUGACCUCCAAUAGCAUCUGUCAUGAACCACCCUGUUCAGAUCAAUCCAUCUCUUGUUUGGCCUUCCUCUUUUUCUCCUCCCUUCUGUUUUCCCCAGCAUUAUUGUCUUUCCUAGUGAAUCAUGUCUUCUCAUUUAGCUUCAAGUGAUAAUACUGGUUUAAUGUGUUCUAACACCCAAUUAUUUGUCUUUUUCAGUCCAUGAUAUGCGCAAAGCUCUCCUCCAACACAACAUUUCAAAUGAGUUGGUUUUCCGUUAUCCACUUUUUUCACUGUCCAACUUUCACAUCCAUACAUAGAGAUCAGGAAUACCAUGGUCUGAAUGAUCCUGACUUUAGUGUUAAGUGAUACAUCUUUUCAUUUGAGGACCUUUUCUAGUUCUUUCAUAGCUGCCCUCCCCAGUCCUAGCCUUCUUCUGAUUUCUUGGCUAUUGUCUCCAUUUUGGUUAAUGACUGUGCCAAGGUACUGUACUGAUAAUCCCUGACAAGUUCAAUGUCCUCGUUGUCAACUUUAAAGUUACCUAAAUCUUCUGUUGUCAUUACUUUAGUCUUCUUGACGUUCAGCUGUAGUCCUGCUUUUGUGCUUUCCUCUUUAACUUUCAUCAGCUUUCAUUUCAAAUCAUUACUGGUUUCUGCUAAGAGUAUGGUAUCGUCUGCAUAUCUUAAAUUAUUGAUAUUUCUCCCUCCAAUUUUUACACCUCCUUCAUCUUGGUCCAAUCCCGCUUUCCAUAUGACACAUUCUGCAUAUAAAUUAAACAAAUAGGGUGAAAAAAUACACCCCUGUCUCACACCCUUUAUGUAUAGUACAAAACUUUACUUUAUGUAUUUACUUUAUAUAUAUUUAAUUUAUAUUUAAUUUACUUUAUGUAUAGUACAA